UGGGGAAGGUGGGGACUGUGGGAAAGAGGCUCCGGAGGAGGGCCAGAGCUGGCUGCUCCUCCUUCUGAAGCGGUUUUGCACCUCUUUUCCGCUAGCGGCGUCAGGCGGCGUCAGCGCUCACGUAGGGGCGGGUCACGGCAGCGCAAAGCGGUGCUGGGCGGGAAGGGAGGUCGUGGCGGUAGCCGCGUCUGCGGGGACAACAGCGACAGCGGCGGCCCCAGGGACAGCAGGAGCAGCGGUGCUGUCAGUUAGGCCGUCGGAGAAAUGGGAGACCCAGGGUCAGAGAUAAUAGAAUCCGUUCCUCCAGCCGGGCCUGAGGCAACUGAGUCCACAACGGAUGAAAAUGAAGAUGACAUUCAGUUUGUUUGUGAAGGACCACUGAGACCUGUUCUUGAAUACAUCGACCUGGUCAGCAGUGAUGACGAAGAGCCUAGCACCUCUCAUAGUGAUAGAAUGCCUGAGUCUAAGGUGCCAUCCUCUGAGAAUCAUCGCCCAGAAAUGUGCUCUAGCUGCAGUGUUCCUCUUCCCAUUGGAAAGAGCAGCUCCUCUGGGAGUUGCACCAGCAGUCCACAAAGGAUAGUUUUUCAACCUUCUUCUAUUGAGAACCUAUUGGAGAACCAGAAAAAUGAUCAAAAUAAUUCAGAUGUUAAGAUCUCUGAGACAGAGACACUUAAGUCAUCACAAAAUUAUCAGACUCUGCCUUCAUCUCCACUUUUGGUCCCCCAAGAAUCUUUGGUCUCUUCCGAGGUCAAGGAGGAUUUAUCUCCAGAGUCUUCUUCACCACAGCAUGGACAGGAUGCCAUCCUCUAUCUCCAGACACAAGUGGCUGAGAUGUCCCGAGUGAUACGUGACCUGCAGUCUAGGAGUUGUUUCAGAUUUCAUCAUUCUAGGCCAAGUGAGAACUCCUCAGUACCUUGGGACAUCACCUCCAAGGAAGAAAACUUAUCCACAGUUGAAGAAGAAGCUGACUGCAAAUCCCCUUCAGCAGAUGACAAAGGGCAGCCAGCUGACCCCAGUCAGACUAGUUUCACAGGUCUUUUGAAGAGAAUGGAACAGAGAGGUGUUAUAAAGAGAGUAACGUUACAAUCUGAAGGAGAAUCAUGUGAUGGGAAACCUGAUUGUGUGACCUCUAAAAAACGUUUGGUUCCUCCAUUGCAUCCUCUUCUAAGAAUUGCCACCACUGAGGUUUUUAAAGACCCAGCUGAUUGCCAUCCUUCUUCUUUCAUGGGACACAGGGUUUAUCCUGUGGCCAAGGAUACCUCUCCUUUCCAACCAAAUCCUCCAGCUGAGGGCCCCAUUGUAGAAGCUUUAGAGCAUAGCAAAAGAGGAAGCACAGCAUCUCCUCUAGAUUCUACCUCAAAAGAAAUGGAGGUCAUGGGUUGUAGAUUCUACCAUGCUGCUUCCAUUGCAGCCCGAGCUGCUAGCUACAUGGCCUAUAUGACUCAGUAUCAGCGUAAACUCUGGGAAGACAUGGAGGAUCUGGUUCAUGACCCAGAGUUUGAUCGUGGAAAAGCAAGAUGUAUCAUAUCUGAUGGUAUGGAUGCAGGCCUUUGGCAGCUUUGUACCACUAGGGACAUAAUGGACUCUGUAGUCAGAGUUAUGGCAAUGGCAGUCGACUACAGAAGGCAAGCCUGGCUCCGACUUACAUCUCUCACUAAGAAAACCCAGGAAAAGAUCUCACACUUGCCUUUUGAUGGCACUUCCCUCUUUGGACAAGAUGUGAAUGCUGUUGUUGCAGAAGAAAGCAGUAUAAAAGAAAAUGACUAUAAAGACCACAGCAAAUACUAUAACCAACAUCGAUAUUUUUAUGGUCACGAUCAGAAAGUACAUUAUCACAGCAGAGGGUACUCCAAAGGGGAUUGGUACAAACCCCGAAACCAUCCCUAUAGAUACAGGAAAAAGGGAGAAUCUCCAGAACGCCAUGGGUACAAGAAUUAGUAGCCUGAAUUUCAGCAGUAUAGCCAUCCAACAUCCUAAGUAUUUAUUUGCUCUUCCUGACUUACACAGGAUUUACAGCUAGGAGGUCACCUCCAAAACUGAAUGAAUGUCUAGAAUUACCACAGCUGAUGUUUAAAUUCUAGACUUUUGGAAUGAAGUAUAUACUAAAGAUAAUCGUCUUUUAUUGGCCAAAUGAGCAGCAGAGACUUUUCAUCUGAGUAGGGUGGGACGAAGAUUUACCCAUCACUUCUGGUUCAGAGUAAGCCCAGAGGAAGGUACUCAGGAAUCUGAAUCCUCUUGUGAUUACAGAAAAAUAUAAAGAUUUGUUCCUCAGGAAAAUCUUGCUGGUAAACUGAGGACUAGCAGAUUUUGGGUCUGGAAAUAACCUACUACUUACUGGAUCUCUGUGUAACAGAGGCAAAUCCUUUGUUUUUAGGUCAUCAGUACUUCCUUGUUCAGGCUUCACUUGUCAGAUCUUCACAAAAUGACAAAUCUGUUAUAAUCUGUCUAUAUCAGGAUGAUCAACUCACUAAGAGUCCAUGCUACUCUCAAGCUCUAUGAGACUUCACAUCAACCAUGAAGCUGUAUAUCUAGAACUGGAAUUGAGAUAUUGCCAAAUCCAGUUUGCUUCUAGUGGAAUGACUAGACGUCACAGGUCUGCUGUGGGCACCAGCUGGAAAAAUACUUUUCUACCUGUAACGUCUCUAAAAAUUUCACAGUAACUAUCUUCGUCAAGACUGAUGGCUAUAGUGCCAUCACCACUUCAAGUUAUGUAUGAAGGAAUUUUUUGCCCUUAUCACUCAUAAGCCUUUGACCUGUCAGGCUCUCAUAUCCACAAACUGGGAGACCCAGUAAUGGUGUUCUGUCAGGAUAAUCUGGAACUUUUACCAAGAUGACCUUCUAAAACAUCCACCUUCUAAAUAUUUAACUUUUUUGAGCUUGAUAAAUACACUAUAAAUACAAAAAAGAUAAUGUACAUUGGUGCCCUGGAAGUAAAGGAUGUUAUUCAUACCAUCCAGGCAUGCAAAUCAACUCUUAAAAGAGCAAGAAUUCCAAACAUGCCUGACAAUCCAGUCCUCUUACUAUAAUAAAGAUGGAUGCCAUCAAUCGAUGUUACUGAGAAAUCCUUAAGACUUGGAGUGUAACAAUGGAUGCAGUAAAGAGAGUAUCUCACACAGUUCUGGUUCUGGAUAUCUAUUUAAAUGAUGAUAUCCAUUAAUUGAUUUCUUAAAAUCUAAAAUCAAGACUUCAGAGACAUCUUGGUUUAUUGGUUCCUAAAUCUAGUCAGACUCUUACAAUGAGAGAUGACUGACUGUUUUGCUCUCAAUUGGUUCAAUUAAUAUUUCUCUACCGUCCUGGAACUAGCAGCAGAUACCUCAAUUAUAUGUCCCACAAUGAUCUUUUUAAUGUCAAGGCAGUGGCUGUACUAUAUAUCAGCCCUUCGACCUUGUCUUUGUAGCAUGACUUCAGGAAUGGAGAAACUUGUCAAGUUUGUAGGAUCUGGAUACAUGGCCUAAUAUUAUUUGCUUGGAAAUCAAAAACAUUUUUUUAUCAGUAGACUUAUAAUUUUGUAACUUGUCAAACAUCUACAGUUUUUCAUCUGCUUGAUCAAAGUACUUUGGGUAUACUGUUAAUGGAAUGUAACACUGUUUUAGGAUUCAUGUGGUUUCCAUUUCUUGGUAUAGUUUUUGCACAGUGGUGAUUGACAGUUUUCCUUGUGCCCCACUUUUUAAUAGUUUAUUGGAGUCUCAUUCUUCCCAUCAUAACCAUAUUCAGAAACAAAUUUGUGCUGUAGAGGUUGAAGAGGCAAAUAUCCCUACUUGGAAUAAGUUAUUUUGUUAGAUAAGUUGAUACUGUAUUGGUCCUGUUUGUAGAUUAAGCCUAAUCUACAGUCUUUGAUAGAGAUCAUGUUGCAAAGUAGGUUAAGUCAUAUCUACAGUUAACAUUUAUCUUUAUUUUUUCUAUAUUUCCAUAGUUUUCUAAUCUUUUAGGUCCAUGCCAGUGCUAUAGGCACUGUCUUUCAAAUUGAACUCUAGAAGAGCAUUUCUCCUGUAAAGAAACAAGGGCCUACAAAAUCAUACAAAGAUUUUUAUAGUCCAUGAGUUGUCCCUAGUUUAUUCUGUGAAAGAACUAGUCACUGGAGAGAGAGGAAGACCUUGAAACUUUUCUGUUUGGCUGCACGUGCAUAUUAAAUUAGCCGAGGCUACUUUAAACUGCUUCUGCUUUUCCAUUUCUCUCCUUCCCUGACUUAAAUACUGGGUCACAAACUUGAUGGUCUUUGAGGUACUCUGAUUUUCCAGAAACCAAACCAAAAUAAAUGAUGCUUGAAGGUAUGAUUCUCUGAAACGGCUUUGGCACCUCUGCUUAAUAUGCUUCUCCUCUGUAAUUUUUGUAUUUUUUAUUGUGGUUUAGAAAAAGACAACUUAAAAUUUACCAUCUUAAACCAUUUUCAACUGUACAGUUCAAUAGUGUUAACUAUAUUUACAUUGCUUUGCAGCUCCUCCUUUCUUAAAUAUUUCUAAAACAACAUUGCUAUUCUCUUCCUCCUGUGUUAUAUUGCUCAGUAACAAAGCUGAACACAUUGCUUUAUCACUAAUGGAUAUGUCCAACCCUCUCCAGAGAAUUUUCCUAAAAGUAAAGAGGUAUUGGGAAAUUACUAAAUUGAUGAUCAAGUAGCUCACUUCUGAAGGCAUUUGAUAAUUGAAUGGGGAUAGGGAGAAAAUACUACAGAGUUGGGACUGGUUUUAGCUAUAAUCUCCUGACGACAGAAGAAACAUUAUCCUUAACCUGUUUGGUUUUUAUUAUUUUAAAGUCUUUCUCUGACAUACUUGAAUUAUAAUGGUGUUAUAAAACUAAAAAUGAGGGCUUUGUCUAGGGAGACAACCCCAACAGUGUGUGGAACUCAUAAUUGGUCAGAUAGUAAGUUUUCGUAUCGUGCCUGCCAUGUGCAGAGCCUGUAACAAAGUGUUCCAUUAGCCAACCUUGUACGUUUAAAUACGAACAGGUUUUCUAGGAGGCCUUGCAAUUAUUGCAAGUUUAAUAAUUUGGUAUUCUCAAAAGGGAUGUGUCUAAUAAUACUUUUUCUUAAAAAUGUUAUUUCUUGACUAGACAUAAAAUGUAUGUGGAGACAAUGUGAUUUCUUGUAGUUAAUGUGUACAGAGAAAUACUGUUUCCAUUAAUUGUUACAUGAAGUGCCUUUUUAAAUUUCACACUCUUGUUUAAAAGUUAACAUUUUGAUGUUUUGCAUAUGUUGCUAGUGAUACGUGAAUUUUGUACAGUAAUUUUUAAUCUUGUAGUUUAUUCAUUUGUACAAUUGCACUAUCUAAAUGUACUCUCCUUCUGAAUGUUCGUUUUCUUUAUAGCACUGUUAAUGCAUUUCAGAAGGUUAUAGAGUAUGUCCCUCCUUUAUUUAAAUAACUUCACAGUAGUAAAUGUUAGUAAUAAUAGUGAUUGGGUCAGUUUUGGGGGCAUUGAGGUGGGUUUUGUUUCUAUCUGUAGAUUCUAGGCUUUUGACUGAGUCAUUUGUCUCAUGCAGCCAUAGUAGAAUAAAAUUAUAUUUGAUAAGUGGAUCUGCUUAGUUGGUAAGAAGAAACAAGGACAUUAGGAAAAAGGAGUAAAUUUGCUGACACUUUAUCUUCUUAUUUGUUUAAGACUGUGUAACCACUUCCUUAUCACUGUAACUGCACUUCAACUUUUUAAAAUUGUGUGAUAGCUCCUUUAUCAGUAUAAUUCCAGUAUUUACUUAGCCCUCAAAAUGACAUUUGAGGGGAGCAUAAACUCUUUCAGGCUACUUGGAUACUAAUUAGUGUAUUACAUUAGUACUGUACAGGUAAUUUACUUAAUGAUACCUGACCAUAUUGAUAAUGUCCUUAAGGUCCCAGUACAUCCAGGAUAACCUUUUAAUUACUAUAAACAAGGAGGUUGCAAUAGACACAAUCCAGAAUUGCUUCUGGCUAUAAAAUUGGACUCAGUUGAAUGCCAUAUUAGUAUUCUUGAAGAUACAAUUAAUUGACUGGUUCUAAUGAUACUAGAAAUUAUGGAUUAGAUCUUUGUUGAAAGAGUUUUAAAGAUUACAGUAACUGAAACCUUUUUUUUUUUUAAAUGUGAGGCAUAUUUUGUCUGUGACUUGCACUGUUUAGGUUUUCUCAUCCUUGGAAAUUUAUUUUUUACUUGAUGUUAGCGGCUAGUCCAAUUAGUUGUCAUAACUGUAUACGUUUUUUGUAUAUUUAUUAGUCAGUUGGCCAGAUCCAUUCUGUAUAGUUUUUCAUUAGUGGGUACACAAACCGACCAGUUUUUCAUUUUUCACUUAGGAAAAUGUAUAGGUGGAAGCUAAUAGUAUACUGAUGAUGAUCAUGGCAUUGAAUGCAAAUCUUUCAGUUAUUUUUUCAGAUAGACCAAGUUUUGUAAGCCAUUAAAAUAUCCUUUUAUGGAAUUUCCCUUCCUAGUAAAUGAUGAGAAUAUUGUUUUAUUAAAUCUUUUUUCUCUUAUAGAUUAGUGGGAUGAUAUUUUUGUAUAACUUUGUCUUUUCAUUUGCUUGACUUUAUACAAUGAGAACUUUUUAAUAGUAGUGUUUGGUAGCACUGAGGUAUCUUAUUGUGGGAAAUUAUGUUUGCUUCCAGUUGGAUCUGUCUGGAAGUCGUCCCAGUUCCACUGUGUCCUUUUGGUGUUAGCAGAUUGGUCCAUUCUUUGUAUUGUUCUUUUCUCUCUUUUUAUAAAACACCUCUUUCUAGAAGGAUGUCUGAUCUUCCUUUAAUCUCUUCAAUGUAGAUUAAAUUUUCCAUUCUGCCAGUAUAAACUAGCCAAAAUUUUGAUGUGGCUUUAUAUUUGUAUAUUUAAAUAUGAUGCCUUCAGCAUUACUGUAGGGGAUUUUCUAGUUUUGUCUUAAUAAUGUCCCUAAAAAAAAAGUACCCUGUCCAGUCUCAACCUGUUCCCUAGCUAUUGAGCUGUUGAAUUUUCAUCAGUUUUUAAUGCUUUCUUGUUUAAUGAUAGUAUUAUUUUCUCAUUUUUACAUAUUCACACAAAUGUAUUAUUACAUAUAGUUUAUGGUCAAGUGCAUCUUUUCUCUGUAUAAAGAUUUUUAGGCUCUUCACCAUGAAUUUACAGUACAGCUUGAGAUAUACUGUAUCUUAAAGUUAGCCAAGUUUUCCAUGGGUUGGAAGGGCUUUAAUGGUUUUGUUGAGUAACUGUCUAUUUCAAAUGUUCUAUUAGAUUUUCUCAUGCCUUGUUAAGAAUUCAUAAGAGUUCUCAGGUUGUCUGUACUUUUAGGACUUUGGAGCUCUCUCAAGUUGUAUCGAGUUUUCAAAUAUACCUGAGUAUAUUCCUUGGUAGAAGGUGAAGGUAAAUGUUUUAUACCUGGUGAUAAUUUUUAGAGUUCUCCUUUGACUUUAAAUACUUAAAGUGUUACUAUGAGUUCUGUUAGCUGUCCCUUUAUAAGACUAACUUUCAUAUGCUAUGUUUUCCCCAGGAGCUGUCGUAUGCUUUCAGGUUUUUUUCCCAUAACCCAUAAGAGUGGUUCUAUCACAGUGUUCAAUUUUAAGGGCUACAAUUAGAUCUCUUGUUAACUCCCAUUUAUAUCUAUGAUGGCUGUGUUUCACACUACCUUGAAUUAUAGUGUAGUAAUGUGCUAAAAUAACUUAUUACUUGUGUGGUCUCUUUAUCUAUACCACUUUUAGUUAUUGAAGCAACAAGGAUGUAAAUGAUGGGGAAAAACAUUUUUUGAUUCACUGGUUUCAAGUUUUCAGUUCUAUUUUUUUUAACAUUUAUUUACAUUAAGCUUCUUGCUGUUAGGUGUGCAGCCCAUUCUUUUCUAUUUCAGGUAGAGUAUGUUGAUAGUUAAUUUGUAAUUAGUCUCAUUUAGAAUCUUAGCGCAGAGUGCUAAGUGCAUGAAUGCCGGUCUUUGUUUAAUAGCUUGUAACAGCACCUAAUUUCUUUUACUUUUGGCAAAAAUGUAUUUUGACAGAUCUUGGAAGCACCUUGAUAUCCUUGGGUCUAAAUGUCAUCUUCCUGCCUGGCAAGGAAGUAGAGGAGAGAGCCUUCAUUUAUAGAGCUUAUUUUUACUAUACCCUGUGCUAAUUGCAAGACACUCUUGAGGCAGAAAUUCACCCUUAUUUUGCAGAUGAGGAAAUGAAAUUUACCAAUAAGCAACAUGCUCAAAUGGUGGAAUCGAACUUUGAAUAUAGAGUCUGCUCCUUUGUAGUCUCAAGUCAACAUUGUACUAGGCUGCCUCCAUGUGUUUUUCAGGGUCCCACGCAAGUCUUACCUCUCUGAUAAACUAAUUUGCCAUAUACUAAUCUAUGUCUUCCGUGAUAUACACUGAUUUUUGAUAUAUACUAAAUCUUGUAGUAUUUAUGUCUGUACUCUCAUCACUGAGUACUUGAUGUCUUCUAUUAACUAAUUUUUGGUUAUUUCACUCAUUGGAUUAAAAACUCUAACAUCUUAGUUUUCCCAUUGAGGUUUUAUAGUGCUGGACUAAGAUUCUUGAUGCGUAGUCAUUGGCUGCUCUUUUCUGUGUUGCUUACUUGCAUUCCAUUUGUUUUUAGCCCUGAAUGUUUUAGUCAUGAUUGUCAUUGCUAGUUUUUUUUUCUUCUACCUUUUUUGUUACACCCGUUUUGUUUGAGAUAUACACUUGAACAUUUUUUUUACGGAUAACGUGAGGAUAUUGGCCUAUUGGAAGGAAGGUGGAAUGAUGCAGAGCACAUUGUGUUUGAAUUAUAAACACCUUGGUCUGAGUACUAACAAGUCACUAAUUUUCUGAGCCUGUGCUUUCCUACUCUCAAAUGAGGCAGUGCCCAGAAGUACUUUGAAAACUUGGAAGCCUAGUAUUGAUUUCCUUCCUUUAGUAGUUAUGCUGUUUCUAUCCACAUUCAUAGAUUUCUUGUAACCGUGGGAUGGUACUGGAUACAAAUACAGAUGCAUUUCAAGAUGUAUUUAAUAGCAUGCAGUAGUUUGUUUCAUGUCAUCAGAUCAUGUUCUCCUUAUUUACAGUAUUUUUUUAAGGCUGAACCAUUAAACUAUAUCAUAAACCCAGCAGUGGACUACGCCAUUGAAAAACAUUUAAAGUAAAAUAGUCUCUUUUCUCAAGUGUAGGCUAGGAAAUGUUUGUAAUAAACAGUAAGAAAAAUAAAAGAGAAUAUAGACUGAAGAGCUAGGAUAUGUAGGUAUGUAUAUACAAUUUUUGGUGAAUGGUAUUUUGUCCUUUUGCAUUAAUGCUGGAAACAAUCUUUUCAUUUGUCAAACCUCUUUUUCAGUACUUGCCAUGUGUAGGCAGGUACUAAGUUCUUGGGAUACUGGCAGUUAAGAGAUGGUAUGUUAUCUUUAGAGAAAGAAAUGCCAGUGGAAGUAAUUAUGCUGUUAAGAGGAAGGCCUGUGAUGCACUUGGGACAGAAGAGAUGUCCAUGUAGAGGAGUCGAGGAAGGUUUUCUUGUGAAAUUUCUGAUUGAGCUGAUUGAACAUGAUCAGAUAAGGGUUAGUUGGAUUAGUGGAGAAAUGGGAGCCAGGCAUUUGGCGAAGGAAUCUGUGUGCAAGGGCAUGGGCAGCAUUGUGUUUCUGGUUUUAAAAUUAUUAAGAAACAGCCUUUAUGAGGCCAUAAUUGGAGGAGAUUAAGCUGAAGAAAGAUACAUUACCCAUGAAAACAUUGGUUCCUACCUAUUCAAACUGUUCUGUUGGUAUAGCCUUUACCUGUGUAAGGUUAUAGAAAUAGUCUUGUCUAUAGUAGUUGGUUUGCACCCUACUCCACUAUAUACAUCCAGAGCACUUAUUUUCUUACCUGCACCUAGCCAAAGGAGAGCUCUCAGUCAGUGCACCUCUAUCCCCAGGGACAGCUCUAGUGUUCAAAUAGAACUGAGGCACUGGUAGAGAACAACUUUGAAGAUGAACAGGAUCAUGUCACUGAAGUGGAAUGUGACAUACCAUUAUGGGUAUAUGGUUGCAUAUUUCAGGACCACCUAUUGGCAGUGUAUCCUCAUUGUAAGUAAAUGUGGGUGGUUUGUCUGUUGGCUUACAGAUGAAUUGGGGGUGGACUUGGGGAAAAUAGAGUUCUAAAAAUGUUGCUUCAUUGGAGUUUGGAGGUGUUGUAUUAAAGAAGGACCCGUGAACUUUGUGCCAGUGGUAACUCCAGCAGCAUCCAAAGCACAUUUUGCCAAAUCCCUGUUUUUUCUCUGGUUUGAGGUUUUUUCCUUGCGGCUGUUGUCACUGUCACCUUUUCUCUCAGCAUGAUUUAUCCUUUUAUUUCCUGUACCAGAGGUAGAGCAGCGGCAUUCAGGGUCAAAAAGUUGUGACUCCACUUUGCUUUGUUUUUCUUUAUUUUGAGAGAUUUUUUGAAUUCCUUGAAAAUCCAAGGAUACAUUUAGUUAUUUAUUUUAAACCUAUACUGAAGGAUAAUCAAAGUCAUUCUUUCAAGAAGGGAAUUUUUAUAGAUAUUGGCAGUUUACCCAAAAGACGAUACAAGAGGAAUCUUAUUUAACAGGCUCGAUGGUACUGUAGCCUUCUUAACUAAAUUACUUUACAGAAUGGGGUAUAUCUGUAUGUAUGUUUUUAAAUUUGCUCAUAUAAAGCAGUUAUUCUGUAUGCUUUGUAUUUGUAAACAAUAACAGUUGGGGGUGGGAAGGAGAUUGCUUUGUACAAAAGGGUCGUUUCCUGGUUCCAAAGGUUUGCUGCUGGAGAUGGUAAAUAAAUACUGUACUGCUUUGCUGUGUUCA
Artibeus jamaicensis (Jamaican fruit-eating bat) is the source of this 10634-nucleotide messenger RNA. It is a transcript of the gene ZNF451, whose product is annotated as zinc finger protein 451. Gene Ontology annotation, cellular component: nucleus. The transcript is spliced from 4 exons. Gene Ontology annotation, molecular function: DNA-binding transcription factor activity, RNA polymerase II-specific; sequence-specific DNA binding. The record is from RefSeq and is a predicted model, not a curated record. Lineage: Eukaryota; Metazoa; Chordata; Mammalia; Chiroptera; Phyllostomidae. Gene Ontology annotation, biological process: regulation of transcription by RNA polymerase II. Bases 265 to 1938 code for a protein of 557 amino acids.